CUCACACAGCGCGGUCCAAGCGCGGGCAUGCGGGCGAGCCCACCCGCGGGCGGGCGGGAAGGGGAGCUAAAGUGACCCCCGCAGGAUCGGUAGUGUGAUCACUGGAUUGUAUGGUCCAGAAAUAAAUGAAUCACAGCCAUGAAGAAACUAUGAAGAAAAUCAGUGUGGUGAACCUUGAUAAACUUUUAGAUAACUUCUCAGAGAUAGAAAAGAAAAUAUCAGAAAUUACUGAAGCAAAUAACCUACUGGUCCUUCAGCUGGAAAAAUGUAACAGGUUGUUAACAUUAAGCCAAUCAAUGGAGGAAUCAGUAAAAGAAGAAUAUACUACUCUACAGAAUGUGAUAAAGGGUCUAACACAAACCAUUGAAAACCAGUGUAAUGUGAAAGAUGAAAAUGAAAGACUGAAGGGUACCAUUCAUAUCUUGGAAGAGAAAUUAAAGGCUUGUGAACAGGAAUAUAAAGAUCAGAUCGAGAAACUUACGAUAGAAAUUAAAAACAAAGAGGAAGACCACAAAUUGGAAAUAACACAGUUGAAUUGCAAUAUAAGAAAAAAAUUUGAAGUAAAGGAAAUGGAGUAUAGAGAACAGAGAGAGAAAAAAGAACUGGAAAUACUAGAGCUGACUAGACAGCUGAAAAUUCAGAAUGAAGAGAAGCAGAAUGAAAUAAUUAAACUGCAGAUAGAGUUCAAUGCUAAAUUAGCAAGAGUUCAGAAUAAAACAACAAAAUCAUUUUCAGAGGCUUCUGUCUUGCCACAGAGUAUCUAUCGAAGGAAGCUGCAGCAUCUCCAGGAGGAGAAAAACAAGGAAAUUGAAAUUCUUCGAAACACCAUAAGAGACUUAGAACAACGUCUCAACAAAAGCCAAGACUUGCCUUUCAAACAGAGGCAGUAUUGAGUAAAUGACAUAGUUUCAGUAGUACAUACAAUGAGAAAUAGUAUAUUUCAAACUGUGCACCUGAAAGUAAAGCCAAGAUAGGAAGAAAUACAGGUGUUUUUUUUAUUGAAAACACUCUUCUCAAAUAUUCCAAAGACAUGCAUUCUUUGUAUGUUCAAGACUACUUUCUUGCUAAUCAGCAUUCACAAUAAAAAGAUUCAGGUUUGGUAGGAAUAAUAAUUUCCCUAUUAAACCAUCAUUAAUUAUGGUGUACGCUUUCAAAGCAGUUUUUCUUUCUUGAAUGCUCUCUUCAUCCAGGAAUCCUUCUAACAACUAUAUUUUUAUUUCAACUCAGUUAAUCAAAGGUUAGGAAAGCUAAGCUACAGACAGAGAAGUUAUACAAGUGGUAUAUUACCUUACUAAUCACUAUAGAUUUAUCAAAUUCAGCACUGUUAUGAACAAAGAUAAACAUUAAAC
Falco peregrinus (peregrine falcon) is the source of this 1349-nucleotide messenger RNA. RefSeq names its product coiled-coil domain containing 152 (gene CCDC152). The record is from RefSeq and is a predicted model, not a curated record. The transcript is spliced from 9 exons. The coding region runs from base 126 to 893 and encodes 255 amino acids. NCBI's taxonomy places the organism in Eukaryota, Metazoa, Chordata, Aves, Falconiformes, Falconidae.